UAGAAAGUGUAUAGUUAUAACAUAUGUAAAAAAAAAACUGAAACAUUUUUAGUUAACUGAUAGAUCUACAAAGUAUCUAAACGAAAAAUGGAAGAAUAUCAAUAUGCAUAUGAUUUUGGAGGUCAAGCCUCAAGAAAUAGCUCAUUUUCUGACAAUGAAAGUGAAUUGAGAAAUGAUAUAAGUAAAGAUAAUGUACAGGGAGGUGAGAAUACUUCUGAUUGCACCUUAAGCUCUCCCCCUCAGGUAAAUUCCCCAGAAAACUCUAGAAUACAAGAUCUAGAAAGAUUCAUGGAAAGUCAAUUGUCCAAUGUUAUUAAUAAAAUCACUUGUUUAGGAAAUUCCAUACAGAGUGUAAACUCUCAAUUACAAAGGAAGUUUGAAUCUGUAGAAAAAGAAUUAUAUACAGUAAAAUCUAAAUUAUCUCAAAUUGAGAACCCUGACCCAGAAAUACAGUUUAAUCACAAUAUUCAUAGAAAUAGUAUUGUAACAAAUACACAACAGUCCAACAUGCAUACUGAUAAAAUUGGGGAUGAUCAAGAAACCGCAAGUUCUAGAAAUGUAAAUCAGUCUAUGCAUACUGUCUAUGAAAUUGCCCCAAACUAUAGAGCAAUGUCCCCAGGUCAACAUGGCGGCAACUUGAAAAUGAAACCUAAACCAUACAAUGGUGAGGAAGACUUACAAGAUUUCCUCACACAGUUUGAAAUCACUGCUGAAAUAAACGGGUGGGGUUAUUCACAAAAAUCUCUAUACUUAGCCAGUAGUCUGACAGGUGGGGCACGGUCAUUAUUAAGUGAAAUGAAUGAGAGGGAAAGACGGGACUUUAAUUCCUUAGAGGAAAAACUAAAAGCUAGGUUCGGCUCUGAAAACAAAGCUGAGGUAUUCAGAACCCAAUUAAAAACUCGAACCAGGGGUAAAAAUGAGACAAUACCUGAAAUGGCCCAGUCCAUAAGAAAAAUGACCAGGCAAGCAUACCCUACUGCUAGUCAAGAUGUAAUAGAAGCCUUAGCUCUGGACAAUUUCAUUGAUGCACUCAAUGAUUCAGAUAUAAGAUUAAGAUUAAGAGAAAUUGCCCCGAAAAAUAUAUUUGAAGCCGAAAAAACAGCUGUUCGUAUGGAAGCACACAGACUAGCAGAUAGACAAAGAAGUAAGUUAGUCUGUACUUUAGGUAGUACUGAGAAAUCUCAGAUUAAAUUAGAUAAUGACAUACCAGAAGUAGAUCAGAGGCAGGUUAGAGUAGAAAGUAGUUCUGAAAGACAUGAUAAAGGGUUUAGCCAGAACAACAACUGGAAAAAACCAGUACACAAAAGAAUGCAUGACCAGUACUAUGGUACCUUCAGAACUGGAAAUAAUAGAUCAAAUUACCAAAAUAGGUUUAAUAAAAGUCAAACAUAUAGGAAUGCAAAUACUAGUAUGAAUGGCAACAAGUAUAGAAACAAUGAAAAUUUCUCUCAAAAUGGAAAAGUACUUGUGUCACAACAAGGUAAAAGUAGGUUCAAUUCAAAUAUGCAGGGAAACGACAAAGUGUCAAGCUGGGGGGACCGCAGCUCGACAAUGUAA
Messenger RNA from Ruditapes philippinarum (Manila clam), 1557 nucleotides. RefSeq lists its product as uncharacterized. The record is from RefSeq and is a predicted model, not a curated record. The coding region runs from base 88 to 1557 and encodes 489 amino acids. The transcript has a single exon. NCBI's taxonomy places the organism in Eukaryota, Metazoa, Mollusca, Bivalvia, Venerida, Veneridae.